ACUCCUCUCUCACUUCCCAACUCCUCCCCUCUCCAAUCAUGCCUGGCCAAAAGCUCUUCCAACCUAACCCCCCUCCCGAUCAGUCUCUCCUCCCGGAGUCCGUCCUUGACCUCAGCGUUAAGCUCGACAUCAAGCAUGCUCUUUCCGAUGAAGAACUUGUCGCCGUUAAGCAGUUCCGCAGAGCUGCCGACUACAUCGCUGCCGCCAUGAUCUUCUUGAAGGACAACGCCCUCGUAGAGCGCGAUAUCACCCCCGAAGAUAUCAAGCCCCGCCUCCUCGGCCACUGGGGAACCUGCCCCGGCCUCACCCUCGUCUACGCCCACCUCAACCGCCUCAUCGCCAAGACCGGCAUCGACGCCCUCUACGUCGUAGGCCCCGGCCACGGCGCUCCCGCCAUUCUCUCUUCCCUCUGGCUCGAGAGCUCCCUCGGCAGCUUCUAUCCCAAGUACUCGCGCGAUAGGCAGGGCCUCUCUGCCCUCAUCGCUUCCUUCAGUGCUCCUGGCGGUUUCCCAAGUCACGUCAAUGCCGAGACACCAGGGUCGAUUCACGAAGGUGGCGAGCUCGGUUACGCCCUCGGCGUGUCGUUCGGUGCCGUCAUGGACAAGCCCGACCUUGUCUGUGUCGUUGUCGUCGGCGACGGUGAAGCCGAGACCGGCCCGACUGCUACCGCAUGGCACGGCUACAAGUACAUCGACCCCGCAGAGUCUGGGGCGGUGCUCCCUAUCGUACACGUAAACGGCUUCAAGAUCUCCGAGCGAACCAUCUACGGUACCAUGGACGACAAGGAGAUCGCUGCGCUCUUCGCCGGGUACGGAUACCAGGCGCGCAUUGUCGAGGAUCUUGACAACAUCGACCUGGACCUUGCGGCGAGCAUGGAGUGGGCCCUCGGCGAGAUUCACAAGAUCCAGAAAGCAGCCCGGAGCGGUAACCCCAUCGUGAAGCCGCGCUGGCCUGUGCUCAUCCUGCGCACACCUAAGGGAUGGUCAGGCCCGAAAGAACUCCACGGCGAGUAUAUCGAGGGCUCUUUUAGGUCCCAUCAGGUCCCCCUUCCGAACGCGAAAAAAGAUGCGGGCGAACGAGAGAUACUUCAGACGUGGUUGCGCUCUUACAACCCGAAGGAGCUGUUCGGCUCCGACGGCGUCCCCAACCCUAAUAUCCUGUCCAUCAUCCCGAAGGAGGAGAGCAAGCGCUUGGGCAUGCGCGAGGAAGCGUACAAGGCAUACACCGCGCUCAGUGUCCCAGAGUGGCGCGAUUUCGCUGUCGAGAAGGGCUCCGCGCAGAGCCCCAUGCAGGUGACCGGCGAACUGCUCGACGCCGUCGCCCAGCAGAACCCGCACUCCUUCCGCGUUUUCUCCCCGGACGAGCUGAUCUCGAACAAGCUCGACGGCGUCCUCCGCCACUCUGGACGCAACAUGCAGUGGGACGUCGCGUCUCGCGCCUCGGGCGGCCGUGUCAUCGAGAUCCUCUCGGAGCACACCUGUCAGGGCAUGCUCCAGGGCUACACACUCACCGGCCGGACGGGCCUCUUCCCGAGCUAUGAGGCGUUCUUGGGCAUCAUCCACACGAUGAUGGUGCAGUACGCGAAGUUUGUCAAGACCGCCGCUGAGGUGCCGUGGAGGCAGCCGAUGGGCUCGCUCAACUAUGUCGAGACGAGUACGUGGACGCGGCAGGAGCAUAACGGUUUUUCGCAUCAAAACCCAUCGUUCAUCGGCGCGGUGCUGAACUUGAAGCCGCACUCGGCACGCGUGUACCUCCCCCCGGACGCGAACUGCUUCUUGUCGACGAUGGCGCACUGUCUACGCGCGAAGAACUAUGUCAAUCUGAUGGUUGGCAGCAAACAGCCCACGCCUGUGUGGUUGAGCCCAGAAGAGGCUGAUCGGCACUGCAUCGCCGGCGCGUCAGUCUGGAAAUUCGCGUCCACGGACGAGGGCAUGGCCCCGGACGUCGUUCUCGUCGGCAUCGGCGUGGAGUUGACGUUUGAGGUCAUCGCCGCGGCGGCGCUGCUCCGGAAGGAGAUCCCCGCCCUGCGGGUGCGCGUGGUGAACGUGACAGACCUGAUGAUCCUCGGGCCGUUUGGGUCGCACCCGCACGCGCUCAGCGACCAGGGCUUCGAGUCGCUCUUCACGCGCAACAAGCCCGUCAUCUUCAACUACCACGGGUACCCCGUCGAGCUCAAGGGCCUGCUGUUCGGGCGCGAGGGCCUGGAGCGGAUGACGAUCAACGGGUACCAGGAGGAGGGGACGACGACGUCGCCGUUCAUGAUGAUGCUGCUCAACCGGACGAGCCGGUACGACGUCGCGGCGCAGGCGGUGCGCGCGGCGGCGCUGCUGAACCCGCGCGUGGAGAUCGACGCGCACAAGACGGUCAGCCACAUUUUGCACCUGGCGCAGAAGCACAAGGAGUAUAUCCUGCAGCACGGGGCGGACCCGGAGGACACGUUUGAUGUGCCGAAGUUCAGCGAGUAGAAGUAGACCGCGUGUUUCGGGCGGGUGGGAUACUCAGGUCGUCCUCAGGGUCCCUCACGAAGGAGGGGCGGUACUAGUACGGUGGAAGUGCAAGGACAAUGUCGAGUUGAAGUGUGACGGUCUUGUUCACGUGUACUUGUAUCUCGUUGGCAUUCGUAGCUUGUUGUAGCUGUACCCUUAGAUCUUAAUUUCACUCAUGUCGAAAGACAUUCUUGCUGUCGCGCAGAAAAU
Dichomitus squalens LYAD-421 SS1 is the source of this 2696-nucleotide messenger RNA. Its product is annotated as phosphoketolase. Lineage: Eukaryota; Fungi; Basidiomycota; Agaricomycetes; Polyporales; Polyporaceae. Gene Ontology annotation, biological process: carbohydrate metabolic process. The record is from RefSeq and is a predicted model, not a curated record. The transcript is spliced from 8 exons. Bases 39 to 2465 code for a protein of 808 amino acids. Gene Ontology annotation, molecular function: aldehyde-lyase activity.